UCUUAGAUAUUUUCAUUUUCCCUCUCACGUUAUUUUCACUUUCCCUCUCUAUUUUCUCAUAUACCCUCAUUUCAGAAUUUCUCUCAGAAACCCUAAUCUUCUUCUCCUCUUCCCCUAAUCCGUGAAUCUAAUAAUCAACCAAGAAUCUCUAAAAUCUGAAAUUCCCAAAACCAUGUGAUUCUCUAAAACCCGUAAACCCUUAAUCGUGAAACCCUAAUUCAUUCAUCAAAUUUGUGAAUCCCUGGUUCCAAUUGAAGAAUGUUUCGUUUAAUGACUUGUUGAUUUGAAGAUUCCAAUCGUUUAUUUCGAUUCCCAAAAUCAGUGAAGCCCUAAUCCCUAAUUCAAAGAACUCAGAUUCGUGGAUGCAUGAUGAAGCAGCUGUUCAUUGCAAGUUGAUUGUUGUUUUGAAAUCUGGUUUUAUUCUUCUUUCUUUCAACUGAUUGUUACCUAAUCAGAAUUUAGCUCGAGAAGCGGGAUUGCAGGAGGCUUUUCCGAAUUGGUUACGCAGGUUUCUCUCGUAAUAUUACUUACGUAUCUUAAUUCUUGGUGUUGUAGACAUAUAUCAAAGACAACUAUUUACCAAGAUGAUUAAAAGAGGUGGAAAAUCUAAGGUAUUAGCACCAGGAAAACUUCAAGAACAAAGAAAUCGCAAAAUUAACAAGAAGCAUACUGUUACGAAACCUGGUCAUACAACAGUAGCACCACAGACAGAAGCUCAAACAACAUUGUCGGCGCCCACACAAGCUCAUACAACAUCGUAUGUGCAGACUGCAUCGGCGAUGCGAACACCGGCUCAAACAGCAUCGUUCGUGCAAGCUGCAUCGUCGACGCGAACACCAGCUCGAAAAACAUCGUCCGUGCAGGUUCCAUCGUCGGUGCCAACACCAGUUACCCCAACAUCAUUCGUGCAGAAUGCAUCAACUGCUCAUACUGCAUCAGUACCAACACCUGCACCUGUUCAUGCCGCUACCUCUAAGGUAUCUAGGUUUAUGCCUACUCCCACUUUAAGCCAUCAAACAAUGGUUGGCCCUCAAAGUGUAAACCUUCAAACAACGGGUAGCCCUUCAAAUUUGGUAGAGGAGGAAGAUGUGGAUGAUGAUGUGGAUGAUGAUGAGGAUGAGGCAGUGGGUCAAGAAAAUGUUACCCCUCUUGUGCCAACACUAGAUGAAAAUGGGAAGGUUAUUAUAAAACCAUAUGGUACAGGGCUGGCUCCUGCCAAAGAAGUUGCUGAUGCAAUUAAAUAUGCUAUACGCAAACAAUUCUUUAAACCUAUACAUCACUGGACUGAACUCGAUCGUGAUACGAAAGCUGACUGGUUUAAGUGGUUUGGAGAUAAGGUUUCGUGGGAUCCUUGCGAUCAUGCAAUUGUCUAUUCCAGAUUUGAAAAAAAAGGAAGAAAACGAUUAAACGACAUGAUGGGGAAGGCGAGGGAAAAAGGGAUUCAACCCCCAUGGAUUGGUGAUGAAGCUUGGGUUGGUCUUCAAAAUCAUUGGAAAGAGCCUGAGUUCUUGGCUGUGUCUUCUCAAAACAAGAUAAAUCGAGCUUCCGCUAGAGGCGGAGCAGUCCACACCUCAGGCCGUAAGGCUCAUCUUGAUGUUGCACUUGAACUUUCACAUGAACUUCAAAGGGAUUUGCGCCCCGAUGAGUUAUUUUUAAAAACGCAUAAGAGGAAAAAUGGUGAAUGGGUUGACAAUCGUGCUGCAUCUACUUACAAAGCUUUUAGAGAGAAAUAUGAUGCAGAACUUCAGCCAACAGAAGAAGGGAAUGGAAAUGAUGUUCAAGUGGUAGAUGGAGAGCGUGUAAAUCAGCUAUGGACAGAGGCAGCUGGGGGCCGUAGCCGUGGUCGGGUUUAUGGCGCGGCAGAUUUUGCUAUUAAUCUAAAACGUGGAUCAAAAACUUUUACCCAACAAUCUCAAACUCCUCACCACUCUAUGUUCGGGGUUUCAUUAGAAGCUGAAAGAGCAGCUAGAAUUAGAGCUGAACAAAUUGCUGAGGCUGCAACUGCCCGAUUACAAGAGGCUAACGAACUUAUUCGAGCUGCUACCGAGGCUGCAAAAACUGCUACCGAGACUGCACAGAGGAUGGAGAGUGAGAUGAAUGCUUGGAAGGAACUUAUGAUGAAGAAAAUUGACGCUAAAGUUAGCGGAUCACAUCGUCAUCAUUAUGAUGACGAUUUGGAUGAUUUGUCCUUAGAUGAAGCUUGAUCUUUCACUCUUAGCAGAAUGAAUUCAUCUCGGAUUUCAAAACUUUUUUGUAUGUUUUUUGGGACUUCAUCUUAAAUGUAAUCUGAGUUAUUAGGGGUGACUUUUGUUGUAGCUAUGACUACUUUAUUUUGCAUUUUGAAUCAACUUUGCAGUAUUAGGAUAAUAUUACAUCGAAUGUGCUACUUUGUAUCUUUGUAUCAGGAAGGUUGUAUGAUAUUUUGAAAUGACAAAUGUUAGUGGUUGUUAAUUCUA
This is a messenger RNA of Vicia villosa (hairy vetch), 2456 nucleotides long. RefSeq lists its product as uncharacterized. Bases 585 to 2204 code for a protein of 539 amino acids. NCBI's taxonomy places the organism in Eukaryota, Viridiplantae, Streptophyta, Magnoliopsida, Fabales, Fabaceae. The record is from RefSeq and is a predicted model, not a curated record. The transcript is spliced from 9 exons.